Molecule: messenger RNA, 2320 nt
Organism: Xiphias gladius (swordfish)
Lineage: Eukaryota; Metazoa; Chordata; Actinopteri; Istiophoriformes; Xiphiidae
Gene: acp7
Product: acid phosphatase 7, tartrate resistant (putative)
Exons: 15
Coding region: 192-1511 (439 amino acids)
Molecular function (GO): acid phosphatase activity; metal ion binding
Source: RefSeq, a predicted model, not a curated record
CGGCCCAGAAAGGGUUUGUGCUUUUGGGGGACCCUUUUCCAUGUCAUUAAGCUUUUCCUCAUUCAGGUUGACUGCGGGUUGACUGAUGUUGAGUUUCUUAUCAAAGACCAAAACACAGCUUGUGAGCGUGUGUGUGUGUCGCUGCCAGAGCACUAUUUAAACUUGCACUAAGUCAGCACUGCAUUGUUAAAAUGGUGCCUGUCCAAGCUGCCUGUGCCUUGUUAAGCCUUGCACCCCUUUUGGUGCUUGGUGUUCCUUUCAUUUGGACCCAGCCGGAGCAGGUGCACCUCGCCUAUCCAGGAGUGCCAGGUUCUAUGGUAGUGACCUGGACCACCUUCAAUAAGACAGAGAGCAAGGUGGAGUAUGGCCUUCUAGGGGGUCGGCUCUUUGAGAUGACCACCAAAGGUAGCGCUACUCUGUUUGUGGACUCAGGAGAGGAGAAGAGGAAGAUCUACAUCCACAGAGUCACUCUAAUAGGCCUCAAACCUGCUGCUGCUUAUGUGUACCACUGUGGCAGUGAUGAUGGCUGGAGUGAUGUGUUCUCCUUCACUUCUCUGAAUGACAGCGCUAGUUUCAGUCCCAGGUUUGCUCUGUAUGGCGACCUGGGCAAUGAGAACCCUCAGUCUCUGGCUCGGCUACAAAAGGAGACACAGCUUGGCAUGUACGAUGUCAUCCUGCACAUAGGGGACUUUGCCUAUGAUAUGCAUGAGGACAAUGCCAGGAUUGGGGAUGAGUUCAUGAGGCAGAUCCAGUCCAUAGCAGCCUACGUGCCCUACAUGACGUGUCCAGGCAACCACGAAGCUACAUACAACUUUUCCAACUACAGGAAUCGCUUCAGUAUGCCAGGCCAGACUGAGAGCCUAUGGUACAGCUGGGAUCUGGGGUCAGCGCACAUCAUCUCCUUCUCCACUGAGGUUUAUUUCUAUCUUGAAUUUGGCCUGGAGCUCCUAUUCAAGCAGUAUGAGUGGCUGAAGAAAGACCUGGAGGAGGCCAACCAGCCAGAAAACAGAGCAGUGCGUCCAUGGAUCAUCACCAUGGGACACAGGCCCAUGUACUGCUCUGAUGAUGACCAGGAUGACUGUACCAUGUUUGAUUCUUAUGUCCGACUGGGACGGAAUGACACCAAACCACCAGCUCCUGGUCUAGAGGAUCUAUUUUACCGCUAUGGAGUGGAUCUGGAGCUGUGGGCACAUGAGCACACAUAUGAGAGGCUUUGGCCUGUCUAUGGUGACAAGGUGUACAAUGGGAGCAAAGAGAAGCCUUAUGUGAACCCCAAAGCUCCGGUUCACAUAAUCACAGGCUCUGCUGGCUGCAGAGAGAAGACUGACAGGUUCAAUCCAAACCCCAAAGAGUGGAGCGCUCUCCGCAGCACAGACUAUGGCUACAGCCGAAUGCAAGUGGUCAACACUACCCAUGUUUACUUUGAGCAGGUUUCUGAUGACCAGUAUGGUAAGGUGAUUGACAGCAUAUGGGUGGUGAAGAAAAAGCAUGGCUUCUCUGCUUGGUUCUGAAGAUUGCCAUCAUUAAAAUAAACUAUCUGCUCAGGAAAUGCACUUUGAAUUUAAAACAACUACUUUUUUUUGCUGUGCCACACCAAUUAUGCAGCAAUAAUGAAAAUUAUACUUUCCUUCCUGGUUAUUCGUGAAUCUUUUCCAUUUCGGACAUGUUCCAAUAUGUUUUAACCAAUCAGAAGACCAUUACUUUACAUGAUGAUCAUCUACUGUAGAUGUAUAUAAUGUAACUGUAGUUUGCUGCAAGGUGCUCUACUAAGCAGUUUUUUGUAAAUAAGGCAUCAAUAAUUGUUGUACGUUUGAAUAAAUUGUUCUUUUUUUUGUAGAUCUGGUCACUGUAGUUCAUCACUGUAGUCUAACUUUAGUUUUAUUUAGUUUAACUUUUAAUUGACAGAUAGAUGUAGGUCCUUUCCCUGAAUAAUCCAGUGACAACAGUAGACAACACAGACAGCGUGACUCAGGCAAACACCAGGCCCAGUUCCCGUCAGAGCAUAUUUUUCAUUUCAGAAUCCUGGGAAUACACUUAGAAAGAUCAGGUCCCGUCUCUAUCACUCGAUCAAGAUGACACAUUGGCUAAUCCUAUCAGGAUAUUGGAACCUCAUUUCAUUGUCCAUCUGUUUGGCUGUCAGGAGACAAAAAGACACAUGGAAGUCUACGCCACCACAAAAAGGACUGUUAUGUAACUGUGGCUUGGGCUCAUUAAGACCGAGAGAAGGCGCUUUCCCCAGAAAAGUGUUGUUCAUGCUGUGACUCUCACCUCUAUGGUGGUAUUAAUUACUAAUAACAGCAUGCUCCCUCUGAUGAAUAUU